Messenger RNA from Candida tropicalis MYA-3404, 2103 nucleotides. Its product is annotated as glycine-rich domain-containing protein. The record is from RefSeq and is a predicted model, not a curated record. Bases 1 to 2103 code for a protein of 700 amino acids. The transcript has a single exon. NCBI's taxonomy places the organism in Eukaryota, Fungi, Ascomycota, Pichiomycetes, Serinales, Debaryomycetaceae.
AUGCCAAAGGAAGAAGAGGAUUUCUAUUUCAGUGAAUCGGCUCCGUUAAACAAACAGCCAAUUCCUCUCACAAAUCUUGAUUUUGUGUCAGUAUUGCAUUAUUCGACCCUUGAAAAUUUUCAAAGUUAUAGAUAUGUCAUCGAUCCCACUGACCCUGAGGUAGAUGUUUCCAAGGUUACAGCACCUAAAUUUCUUCCCACAGUUCCAGAAGCGAUAGUUCACCUUAAGUUAUUGAAAGCAUUUGAAGUAUUGAAGAAGAAGAUUGUAGGAGAUACCAAUAUUACUGUCCUAAAUGAAUACUCCGUGAAACAAUGGCAAACAUAUGUGACUAAUGCUGCUAGGAGAUUCAUCAUGUUCUUGACAGCCUUAAAAACGAUAGAUGUUGGGGAUUAUGGAAAUGAAGAAAAGGAAGUAUUUGAUCAUGGAACAUCUAAACAUGAAAAAUUCAUUCUAACAGUGGAUAGUCUAAUGCCACCGUUGGAUGUAGUCAUGGUAUGGCAUGCAUUUUUAUUAAACCCAAAAUCUUUCUAUGAUAUCUCAGUCAAGAAUAAGAUAUUUCAUAUUGCCAAUAUCCCUUUACCAUUACACAAGUUGGAUCAGUUUAUUGAUGACAAGACUUUUGAGUUUAAUGUGCCAGAAGAAUACCAAAUGAAUUAUAAAAGGGUAUUAGAAAAAGUCACCACGGAUCCAAACGAUUUGGUAUUUGAUAAUUCAAAGGCAUCCAUGUAUGAACACUUAGUCACGUUAUAUUGUCCAAUGUGUAAAGAACCAAUGACUGAACCACUACCAAUUGCAAAUGACUCAAACACAGGAUUUGCUGAUAAAGAUUUUGAAGCAGUCAAUAUUGGACAUAACAACUCAAAGUGUUACCACAAAACCCCAGAGAAAUGGACACACGAUGAAUUGCGGAAAUUACAAUUGAAACAUGAUAUUACCGAUUUCACACCAUUACAGGGUACAUUCAAAUAUUUCACUCAUGUUGUUUGCAAUCCAAGAUUCAAGAAUAGAAAAGCAUUAUUGAUUAGUUUUGAUGUUGCUCGUGCAGUGGAAGAAAGUUGGGAUGAUACUAAAGAUCUUGGUGAACUUUUGAAAUCAGUCAAAGCCAAGCAUCUUCGACAGUUGACACGACAAAGAGUAUUGUUGAGAAAUUAUCUACAAUUUAAUUUAAUCAGUAUGACUAUUCAAGGUGGUAUUGAAAUUGGAGAGGAUUUAGUUGGUUGUGUUUUACGUCAGGAACGAUUUGUUGAAAAGAUGAAUAAAAUAGAUUGGCUACAUUCACUGGUAAUUUACAAAAGUUUAGCCGAGUCUGCUUUAAGAUAUACACGAUUCUUUGAAAUGAUAACCGAUCCAACCAUUAAACUGAUAUUAGUUCCAACUUUGGAUAUUGAUUUAAUGUGGCAUACUCAUCAGCUUUGUAUGUAUGGUUAUUUUCGUGAUUGUCGUACUUCAGCUAUUCAUACAGUUAUCGAUCAUGACGAUAAAAUAGAGGAAGGACGCUUGGAUGACGGAUUCUCAACUACUUCUAAGAUUUACAAAGAAAGAUACAAGGAAAACUACUCAAUUUGUUUCUGUUUGUAUUGUACAUCCAAGAGAACCGACAGUUUAACCAAAAUUACUAAAUUUUUCAAAACAAAGAAGAAAAACAGACAAGAAGAACAAAUGCUUCGAUCGCAUCCAUUAUAUGACGGUCAAUUAUCCCAUGUUAGUGCUCAUAAUUCCAUCAUGUUACCAACAGAAGCAGCUAAAUCAAGAAGAGAAAAGAGACCAGUUGUUUGGUCAGACAACACAUACAUGAUGUAUUCUUACCCAUUUAUAUUUGUUGUCCCUCCAGUGGCUCCUAUUUCAAAUACUCAUUUUUAUGGUAAUGGAUUAUGUAGUUCUGUUACUACCCUGUGUGCAAGUGUAGCUGGUACUUGUUGUAAUAUGGGAACUUGUUCUUCCAAUGGCGGUGCUACUUGUGUGGGAACAAAUUUGACGAUUGGUUCCUGUGGUAAUGCAACGAAUGGGGGAACUGUUUUUGAAAUUGGUGGUGUUUGUGGUGCUAACAACUCUAAUUGUGCUGGUACUAGCGGUGGCUGUUCCAGUAGUAAUACUAACUUUUAA